Messenger RNA from Rhizopus microsporus ATCC 52813, 1263 nucleotides. RefSeq names its product rhizopuspepsin 6 precursor. The transcript has 3 exons. NCBI's taxonomy places the organism in Eukaryota, Fungi, Mucoromycota, Mucoromycetes, Mucorales, Rhizopodaceae. The record is from RefSeq and is a predicted model, not a curated record. Bases 1 to 1188 code for a protein of 395 amino acids. Gene Ontology annotation, molecular function: aspartic-type endopeptidase activity. Gene Ontology annotation, biological process: proteolysis.
AUGAAGUUUACCUUAAUCUCUUCUUGUGUUGCUCUUGCCUUUAUGGCAUUCGCUGUUGAAGCUGCUCCUGGUGGCAAGAAAAUCAGCAUUCCUUUGGAAAAGAAUCAAGAUUACAAGCCUAAUGCAAAGAAUUCUCUCAAGAAGGCCCUUGCAAAGUAUGCCAAGCAUAAAAUCUCUACUCAAUCCUCUGGUGAUUCUCCCAAUGGCUCCGGUGGUACUGUCCCGGUGACAGAUGAUGGUAAUGACGUUGAAUACUACGGUAUUGUCAAAGUUGGUACUCCCCCUGUAGAGCUCAAGCUUGAUUUUGAUACUGGCUCUUCUGACUUGUGGUUUGCUUCCACCUUGUGCUCUUCUUGCGGCUCUUCUCAAACCCUUUACGAUCCUUCCAAGUCCAGUACUUAUCAAAAGGAUGGCCGUCCCUGGUCUAUCCAAUAUGGUGAUGGCUCUACCUCAAGCGGUGUCUUGGGUACUGACACUGUUGAAUUGGGCGGUUUCUCCAUUAAGAAACAAACGAUUGAAUUAGCCAAGGAGGAAUCCGAUACUUUUGCUAGCGGCCCCAUUGAUGGUCUUCUCGGUCUUGGCUUUGAUUCUAUUACUACUGUCAAGGGUGUCAAAACUCCUGUUGAUAACUUGAUCAGCCAAGGCCUUAUCUCUUCUCCUAUCUUUGGUGUCCACCUUGGAAAGGCCAGCAAGGGUGGCGGAGGUGAAUACAUCUUUGGCGGCUAUGACCAAUCCAAGAUUAAGGGCUCUUUGACCAAGGUUCCUAUUGAUAACUCUCAAGGUUUCUGGGGUAUCACGGUUGAUAGCACCAAGGUUGGCGACCAGUCUGCUACGGAUUCCUUCAGCGCCAUUCUCGAUACUGGUACCACUCUCUUGGUCCUCGACACCCAAGUUGCCUCUCAAAUUGCAAAGGCUUACAAUGCCAAAGACAAUGGUGAUGGUACUUACUCUGUUGACUGUGACACUUCCAAGUUGCAACCUCUUACUUUCAGCAUCGGUGGUGCUGAAUUUGAAGUCCCUACUGACUCCAUCAUCUUUGAAAAGGACAAUGGUAACUGUAUUGCUGGUUUCAGUUCUGGUGAUCUUGGAGGCUUGUCCAUCUUGGGUGAUGUCUUCUUAAAGAACAACUAUGUAGUCUUCAACCAACAAGUUCCUGAGGUCCAAAUCGCUCCUUCUGCCGACGCUUAAAUGAUGUUAGCAUAUUGCUAUCAAUGAUAUUUAUUAGUGAAUAAAUCACUUGUAUUCUUAAAACAUAAUUACGAG